GAGCCGUCCCGCCAGCCACUGUCGGCCGCGGCCGAAGUUCGGAAAAUCCUGCUGCUCGGGUCCCGCCGCUCCCGGUCGCCCUCGCCGGGGAGGUCGGGGCGGGGGAGCCGAGCGCUGCCCCCGCCAUGCUCCGCAGACUGGCCCGGGCUGCGACCCAGCAGCAGAGGGCCCUCUGGGCGCGGGGAUCUGGGAGCCAGGCGGGGAUCCCGACGCACGUGGUGGACCUGCGCAGCGACACGGUUACCAAGCCCGGGCCGGCCCUGAGGCGCUCCAUGGCCGAGGCGGUUGUGGGGGACGACGACUACGGCGAGGACCCCACCGUCCGCGAGCUUCAGGCCACGGCUGCGGAGCUGCUCGGCGUGGAGCAGACCCUGUUCGUGCCCACAAACACCAUGGCCAACCUCAUCUCUGUGAUGUAUCACUGCCAGCGCCGGGGCUCCCCGCUCCUCCUUGGGCAGGAGUGCCACCUCCACGUCCAGGAGCAGGGCGGGGUGGCUCAGAUCGCUGGGGCGCACUCCCACCCCCUCCCAGACCUGCCCCAUGGCACCCUGGACCUGGCUGAGCUGGAGGGGCUGGUUGCACGGAGCCUUGGGAGCCGCUCCCACCCGGUCUGUGAGCUCAUUUGCCUGGAGGACGCCCACAGCAGCUCAGGGGGCCGGGUGCUCCCCAUCGAGUUCCUCAGGGAGGUGCACCUGCUGGCCCGGAGCUAUGGGGUCCAGGUUCACCUGGAUGGGGCCCGGUUGAUGAACGCCGCGGUGGCUCUGUGCAUGCCCCCUGCCCGCAUCGUGGAGCGCUGUGAUUCUGUGUCUCUCUGUUUCUCCAAGGGCCUCGGUGCAACAGUGGGGGCCCUGGUUGGGGGACCCAAGGGCUUCACUGAAGAAGCCUGGCGCCUCCGGAAAGCCCUGGGUGGGGGGAUGCGCCAGGCGGGGGUGCUGGCCGUAGCUGCCCUGGUGGGACUGACUGAUGCUGAGGAGGUGCUGCUGAAGGACCACCAGAACGCCCAGAGGUUUGCCAGAGGGGCUCAGGAACUGGCAUCCCCUGUCUGCUCCAUGGAUCUCACCACCGUAGAGACGAACAUGGUGAUGGUGAGGGUGGAUGGGCUGCUGCCCGAGGAGCUGCGCCAGCGCCUGCAGACCAUGAGCGCUGACGAGGUGGCCCAGACUGGCCACGCGGUGCGUGUGCUGCUCCCCUGGACUGAGCGGUCAGUGCGAGCCGUGUGGCACGACGAUGUCUCUGCAGAGGACACCAAGCUGGCGCUGGGAAAGUGGGCGUUCGUGCUGAGGGCCCUGAGGAUGGGGUGA
Messenger RNA from Lagenorhynchus albirostris (white-beaked dolphin), 1301 nucleotides. RefSeq lists its product as uncharacterized. The record is from RefSeq and is a predicted model, not a curated record. Gene Ontology annotation, cellular component: cytosol. Gene Ontology annotation, biological process: glycine biosynthetic process; L-threonine catabolic process. Lineage: Eukaryota; Metazoa; Chordata; Mammalia; Artiodactyla; Delphinidae. Gene Ontology annotation, molecular function: L-allo-threonine aldolase activity.